Messenger RNA from Armigeres subalbatus, 2018 nucleotides. RefSeq names its product probable Ufm1-specific protease 2. Bases 192 to 1982 code for a protein of 596 amino acids. The record is from RefSeq and is a predicted model, not a curated record. The transcript is spliced from 5 exons. NCBI's taxonomy places the organism in Eukaryota, Metazoa, Arthropoda, Insecta, Diptera, Culicidae.
GCGGUGGCAGAUGUGGGUAGAGAGAAUGCAGCUGUCAGCCUGCUUAGGCGUAUCAUUUCUAUCACGGAGUAUAUUUUGUUGACACGUAGUUGAAGAUUGUUUUCAUUUUAGCGAGAUUUUGAUACAUAUAUGUGACUGAGCAUUGAUUUUGUGCAUUAUUUUAAAACAUUUACAAACUUUGGAAGACCAAAAUGACACCAAAAUUGAAGUUAUCAGACUUUGUGCUAAAGCGCAUCGCCAAGGUGACGGCCCAAUGCAGUGGUGAACUGUUCGGCAUCAUGACCCAGGGAACGCUCACCGUCCUGGGGUUCAUACUGGAAAGCAAGGAAGAAUCGACCACCAUGAACUACCGGAAAGCCCAGAACAACUUUCCCACCGAGGUGGAUCUGUGCGGAUUGAUUAAGUUUGGACCGUGCAGCGAUGCCGAGGCACAUCUGGGCGAAAUCCUUCAGGAUGUGGACAUCACGGAUAAUCCUAUUCUGCUUAAUUGCGAUGCCAAUGGGGAUCUGAAGGCGUCACUCUUCAAGCAUGGUCAACUGGAGGCAAUUAGCUAUGAAGUGAUUAGCGAAGCAGAUUUGUUCCGGGAUUACAUGUUCCUGAGGCUGCAGUGUAGUUUGGAACUGUUUUGCGAGCUGAAUGAGAAGUCCAUUGCAGAGAACUCGUUCAUACUACGAAAACGUUUGGCGUCGGGAAAUGUCGCGUUCAGCCUGGCCGGUACGGGAGUUAUACUAAAUGGAGGUUCGACCGGGUGCCAGGUUGUAGGUGCGAGCGGUGAAGAUACGGUAGAGUCGUUAAAUGCAUUAACAGUUAAAACCGAAGAUGAUGGCUUCGGUUCGAAAGGCGGUAAGAAAAAAUCGCCUUUGAACUUGAUUCCUUCGGAGUAUCAGGUAUUGAAUAUCAACAUGCUGGUGAAGAAGUCAAAAGACACCCAAGACGAGCGUCUCAGGAGGGAGGCGUGUAAUGUUACGAUAGAUAGUAAAAACGGUUGUGGAAAAAUGAGAGUACCGUUACAAGUCGAUGUACUUAGUAUGCUGCAUAAAGAGACGAAAUCCCUUCUUUGCUAUGACGUUUUGGUGGAAAGCAUAUGCCGUGCGUUGCGACUGAUGGAGCACAGUUUUUUGGAACAGUUAGACAAAUUUAGCCAAAUUUAUGUGUCGAAGUGCUAUCACAUGUAUCCAGAUGGACUUGGCCAUUUCUGGACUUGCGUUUAUCCAGUUGGUGACACCGUGCCAGAGGACGAUGAAUUCCUUUUGGACAAGCGAAGACUCCUCCACCAACAAUUCGGAGUACCUGCCAAUCGGCCCUAUUUCCGAAAAGCCAAUGGCUUCCGUUUCAAAGAAGGGAAAAGUAAAUUACUUUUCAACCCACACGUUGGAGUUAAACGUCAAUUGACGGACGGGAAACUAUCUGUGGUUCAAGGACGGUACAGUUACCAUCACUACAUGCAGGAUGGCUUCAACGACGAUGGCUGGGGCUGUGCUUAUCGAUCACUGCAAACCCUCAUAUCCUGGUUCAUCUAUCAAGGAUACGCAGACGUUCGGAUUCCGUCGCAUGACGACAUUCAGAAGUAUUUGGUCAGAGUGGGAGAUAAGCCGGCAACAUUCGUGGGUUCUCGUCAGUGGAUAGGAUCGACGGAGGUAUCAAUGUGCAUGAACGAGUUCGUGAAAGUGGAUUCCAAGAUAAUGCAUGUCAGUUCUGGGGCGGAUCUGGCAAUGAAGGGAUCCGAAUUGGCAUAUCAUUUCGAAACACAGGGAACGCCGAUCAUGAUUGGAGGUGGUGUGUUAGCACACACCAUUCUAGGUGUGGAUUUUGAUCGCAAUACAGGAGAUUUGAAGUUUUUGAUUCUGGAUCCUCAUUAUACAGGGGUAGACGAAGUUGGAACUGUGUUAGCGAAAGGAUGGUGUGGUUGGAAGGGUAUUGAAUUUUGGGAUAAAAAGGCGUAUUAUAAUCUGUGCAUGCCACAGCGACCAUACAUAUUUUGAAGGAGUGAUGCAGAUGUAAUAAAGCAUUUUUCAUUA